AUGGGGCCGGGGACCCGGGGCCGCCGCCGCCGCCGUCGCCCGAUGUCGGCGCCGCCACCGCUGCCGCCCGUGCGGGCGCUGCCCCUGUUGCUACUGCUCGCGGGGCCCGGGGCUGCAGCCCCCCCUUGCCUGGACGGAAGCCCGUGUAUGAAUGGAGGUCGCUGCACCAGGCCCUCCCGGGAGGCUGCCUGCCUGUGCCCUCCAGGAUGGGUGGGCGAGCGGUGCCAGCUGGAGGACCCCUGCCAUUCGGGCCCCUGUGCUGGCCGUGGUGUCUGCCAGAGCUCGGUGGUGGCAGGCGCUGCCCGGUUCUCCCUGCCGCUGCCCCGUGGCUUCCGGGGUCCCGACUGCUCCUGCCGGACCCCUGCCUCAGCAGCCCACUGUGCCCAUGGUGCCCCCGCUGCUCCCGUGGGGCCCGAUGGCCGCUACCUCUGCUCCUGCCCGCCUGGCUACCAGGGCCGCAGCUGCCGAAGCGAUGUGGAUGAGUGCCGGGUGGGAGGGCCAUGCCGCCACGGUGGCACCUGCCUCAACACGCCUGGUUCCUUCCGCUGCCAGUGCCCAGCUGGCUACACGGGGCCACUGUGUGAGAACGCUGCAGUGCCCUGCGCCCCCUCGCCGUGCCGGAACGGGGGCACGUGUAGACAGAGUGGCGACCUCACCUACGACUGUGCCUGCCUUCCUGGGUUCGAGGGCCAGAACUGUGAAGUGAAUGUGGAUGACUGUCCAGGGCACCGCUGUCUAAAUGGGGGCACGUGUGUGGAUGGCGUCAACACCUACAACUGCCAGUGCCCUCCUGAGUGGACAGGCCAAUUCUGCACGGAGGACGUGGAUGAAUGCCAGCUGCAGCCCAAUGCUUGCCACAACGGGGGCACCUGUUUCAACACACUGGGUGGCCACAGCUGUGUGUGUGUCAACGGCUGGACAGGCGAGAGCUGCAGUCAGAAUAUCGAUGACUGUGCCACGGCCGUGUGCUUCCAUGGGGCCACCUGCCAUGACCGCGUGGCCUCGUUCUACUGUGCCUGCCCCAUGGGCAAGACUGGGCUUCUGUGUCAUCUGGAUGACGCCUGUGUCAGCAACCCCUGUCACGAGGAUGCUAUCUGUGACACGAAUCCGGUGAACGGACGGGCCAUCUGCACCUGUCCACCAGGCUUCACCGGUGGGGCAUGUGACCAGGAUGUGGAUGAGUGCUCCAUUGGCGCCAACCCGUGUGAGCACCUGGGCCGGUGUGUGAACACACAGGGCUCAUUCCUGUGCCAGUGUGGCCGUGGGUACACAGGCCCGCGCUGCGAGACCGACGUCAACGAGUGCCUAUCGGGGCCCUGCCGCAACCAGGCCACAUGCCUCGACCGCAUAGGCCAGUUCACCUGCAUCUGCAUGGCAGGCUUUACAGGCACCUAUUGUGAGGUGGACGUGGAUGAGUGUCAGAGCAGCCCGUGUGUUAAUGGCGGGGUCUGCAAGGACAGAGUCAACGGCUUCAGCUGCACCUGCCCCUCGGGCUUCAGCGGGGCCAUGUGUCAGCUGGAUGUGGAUGAGUGCGCCAGCACACCUUGCCGGAAUGGAGCCAAAUGUGUGGACCAGCCCGAUGGCUACGAAUGUCGCUGCGCAGAGGGUUUCGAAGGCACUCUGUGUGAGCGCAACGUGGAUGACUGUUCCCCGGACCCGUGCCACCACGGGCGCUGUGUGGAUGGCAUCGCCAGCUUCUCCUGCGCCUGUGCCCCGGGAUACACAGGCACACGCUGUGAGAGCCAGGUGGACGAGUGCCGCAGCCAUCCCUGCCGCCACGGAGGCAAAUGUCUAGACUUGGUGGACAAGUAUCUCUGCCGCUGCCCUCCUGGCACCACAGGAGUGAACUGCGAGGUGAACAUUGAUGAUUGUGCCAGCAACCCCUGCACCUUUGGAGUCUGCCGGGAUGGCAUCAACCGCUAUGACUGUGUCUGCCAGCCUGGCUUCACAGGGCCCCUUUGCAACGUGGAGAUCAACGAGUGUGCGUCCAGCCCGUGCGGUGAUGGAGGCUCCUGUGUGGAUGGGGAAAAUGGCUUCCGCUGCCUCUGCCCACCUGGCUCCCUGCCCCCGCUCUGCCUUCCCACGAGCCAUCCCUGUGCCCAAGAACCCUGCAGUCACGGUGUCUGCCACGAUGCGCCCGGAGGGUUCCGCUGCCUGUGUGAGCCUGGCUGGAGUGGCCCCCGAUGCAGCCAGAGCCUUGCUCGAGAUGCCUGUGAAUCCCAGCCCUGCCGGUCUGGUGGCACCUGCACCAGUGAUGGAAUCGGCUUCCACUGUACCUGUCCCCCUGGUGUCCAGGGCCGUCAGUGUGAGCUGCCAUCGCCCUGUACUCCAAACCCCUGUGAGCAUGGGGGUCACUGUGAGUCUGCCCCUGGCCAGCUGCCUGUCUGCUCCUGCCCUCCUGGCUGGCAAGGCCCACGAUGCCAGCAGGAUGUGGAUGAAUGUGCUGGCCCCUCACCCUGUGGCUCCCACGGUACCUGCACCAACCUGGCGGGGAGUUUCAGCUGUACCUGCCACGAGGGGUAUAGUGGCCCUUCCUGUGAUCAGGACAUCGAUGACUGUGACCCCAACCCCUGCCUGAAUGGUGGCUCCUGCCAGGAUGGCGUGGGCUCCUUUUCAUGCUCCUGCCUCCCUGGCUUUGCUGGUCCCCGCUGUGCCCGCGACGUGGAUGAAUGUCUGAGCAGCCCCUGUGGCCCGGGCACCUGCGCCGACCACGUGGCCUCCUUUACCUGCACGUGCCCACCUGGAUAUGGAGGCUUCCGCUGUGAGCAGGACCUACCCGACUGCAGCCCCAGCUCCUGCUUCCACGGCGGGACCUGCGUGGACGGCGUGAACUCGUUCAGCUGCCAGUGCCGCCCGGGCUACACGGGUGCACACUGCCAACACGAGGCCGACCCCUGCGUCUCUCGGCCCUGCCUGCACGGGGGCGUCUGCACGGCCGCCCGCCCUGGCUUCCGCUGCACCUGUCCGGAGGGCUUCACUGGCGCUCAGUGCCAGACGCUGGUAGACUGGUGCAGCCACGCGCCCUGUCAGAACGGGGGUCGCUGUGCCCGGAGCGGGGCCUCCUUCUACUGCCUUUGCCCUCCGGGUUGGAGCGGCCGCGUCUGUGACAUCCGGAGUGUGCCCUGCAGGGAGGCCGCAGCCCAGAUCGGGGUGCGGCUGGAAGAGCUGUGUCAGACUGGUGGGCAGUGCGUGGACAAGGACAAUUCCCACUAUUGCGUGUGUCCAGAAGGCCGCACGGGCAGCCACUGUGAGCAGGAGGUGGACCCCUGCUUGGCCCAGCCCUGCCAGCAUGGGGGCACCUGCCGCGGCUACAUGGGGGGUUAUGUGUGCGAGUGUCCGGCUGGCUACACCGGGGACGACUGUGAGGAUGAUGUGGACGAGUGCGCCUCCCAGCCCUGCCAGAACGGGGGCUUCUGCAUUGACCUCGUGGCCCGCUAUCUCUGCUCCUGCCCCCCGGGAACGCUGGGUGUGCUCUGUGAGAUUAAUGAGGACGACUGUGGCCCAGGCCCACCCCUGGACCAGGGCCCCCGGUGCCUGCACAAUGGUACCUGUGUGGACCUCGUGGGUGGCUUCCGCUGCACCUGCCCCCCCGGGUACACUGGCCUGCGCUGCGAGGCGGACAUCAAUGAGUGUCACCCGGGUGCCUGCCACGAUGCACACACCCGGGACUGUCUGCAGGACCCAGGUGGGGGCUUCCGCUGCCUUUGUCGUGCGGGCUUCACAGGUCCCCGCUGUCAGACUGUCCUGUCUCCCUGUGAGUCCCAGCCAUGCCAGCACGGAGGCCAGUGCCGUCCCAGCCCAGGACCUGGGGGUGCGCUGACAUUUACCUGCCGCUGCGUUCCGCCGUUCUGGGGCCCGCGUUGCGAGCGGGUGGCGCGCUCCUGCCGGGAGCUGCAGUGCCCGGCGGGCGUCCCGUGCCAGCAGACGGUCCGUGGGCCGCGCUGCGCCUGCCCCCCGGGACUGUCGGGGCCCGCCUGCCGGGGCUCGCGGGGGUCGCCGCCGGGGGCCGCCAACGCCAGCUGCCUGGCCUCCCCCUGCCUCCACGGCGGCUCCUGCGGCCCCGCGCCCCUCGCACCUUUCUUCCGCUGCGCGUGCGCGCCAGGCUGGGACGGACCGCGCUGCGAGGUGCCCGCGGCGGCGCCCGAGGCCCCCGAGGAACCGCUGUGCCCGAGCGCCGCCUGCGAGGCCAAGAGCGGGGACAAGCGCUGCGACCGCGAGUGCAACAGCCCGGGCUGCGGCUGGGACGGCGGCGACUGCUCGCUGAGCGUGGGCGACCCCUGGCGGCAGUGCGCGGCGCUGCAGUGCUGGCGCCUCUUCAACAACAGCCGCUGCGACCCCGCCUGCAGCUCGCCCGCCUGCCUCUAUGACAACUUCGACUGCCGCGCGGGCGGCCGGGAGCGCGCCUGCAACCCCGUGUACGAGAAGUACUGUGCGGACCACUUUGCGGACGGCCGCUGCGACCAGGGCUGCAACACGGAGGAGUGCGGCUGGGACGGGCUGGACUGCGCGGGCGAGGUGCCCGCCCUGCUGGCCCGCGGCGUGCUGGUGCUCACCGUGCUGCUCCCGCCCGAGGAGCUGCUGCGCUCCAGCGCCGACUUCCUGCAGCGGCUGAGCGGCAUCCUGCGCACGUCGCUGCGCUUCCGCCUGGACGAACACGGUCAGGCCAUGGUCUUCCCGUACCACCGGCCCGGCCCUGGCGCCGAAUCCCGGAACCGGCGGGAGCUGGCCCCGGAGGUGAUCGGCUCUGUGGUGAUGCUGGAGAUUGACAACCGGCUGUGCCUGCAGUCACCGGAGAAUGACCACUGCUUCCCCGACGCCCAGAGUGCGGCCGACUACCUGGGAGCCUUGUCGGCGGUGGAACGCCUUGACUUCCCGUACCCGCUGCGGGCCGUGCGAGGGGAGCCGCUGGAGCUGCCGGAGCCGAGCAUGCCGCUGCUUCCGCUGCUGGCCGCCAGCGCCGUCUUCCUGCUGGCCAUCCUCGUGCUGGGCGUCAUGGUGGCCCGGCGCAAGCGUGAGCACAGCACCCUCUGGUUCCCCGAGGGCUUCGCGCUCCACAAGGAUGUGGCUGCCGGCCACAAGGGCCGCCGGGAGCCCGUGGGCCAAGACGCGCUGGGCAUGAAGAACAUGGCCAAGAGCGAGAGUCUGAUGGGGCAGGUGGCCACAGACUGGAUGGACACUGAGUGCCCAGAAGCGAAGCGACUGAAGGUAGAGGACCCUGGCAUGGGGGCCGAGGAUGCUGUGGAUUGUCGCCAGUGGACUCAACACCACCUGGUUGCAGCUGACAUCCGUGUGGCACCAGCCAUGGCCUUGACGCCCCCACAGGGCGAUGUGGAUGCUGAUGGCGUGGAUGUCAAUGUGCGUGGCCCAGACGGAUUCACCCCACUGAUGCUGGCCUCUUUCUGUGGCGGGGCUCUGGAGCCAAUGCCCACCGAGGAGGAUGAGGCAGAAGACGCGUCAGCCAGCAUCAUCUCAGACCUGAUCUGCCAGGGAGCCCAGCUUGGGGCACGGACUGACCGCACGGGCGAGACAGCCCUGCACCUCGCUGCCCGCUAUGCCCGGGCCGAUGCGGCCAAGCGGCUGCUGGAUGCCGGGGCAGACACCAAUGCCCAGGACCAUUCAGGCCGCACUCCUUUGCACACUGCUGUCACCGCUGAUGCCCAAGGCGUCUUCCAGAUUCUCAUCCGGAACCGCUCCACAGACCUGGAUGCCCGCAUGGCGGAUGGUUCAACGGCGCUAAUCCUCGCAGCCCGUCUGGCGGUGGAGGGCAUGGUGGAAGAACUCAUUGCCAGCCACGCUGAUGUCAAUGCUGUGGAUGAGCUUGGGAAAUCAGCCUUACACUGGGCAGCAGCUGUCAACAAUGUGGAGGCCACGUUGGCCCUGCUCAAAAAUGGAGCCAACAAGGACAUGCAGGAUAGCAAGGAGGAAACUCCACUGUUUCUGGCCGCCCGGGAGGGCAGCUAUGAGGCUGCCAAGCUGCUGCUGGACCACUUCGCCAACCGCGAGAUCACAGACCACCUGGACAGGCUGCCGCGGGACGUGGCCCAGGAGCGGCUGCACCAGGACAUCGUGCGCCUGCUGGACCAGCCCAGUGGGCCCCGGAGCCCUCCCGGCCCACACGGCCUGGGGCCCCUCCUCUGCCCACCGGGGGCCUUCCUCCCGGGCCUCAAGGUGGCACAGUCUGGGGGCAAGAAGAGCCGGAGGCCACCCGGGAAGGCGGGGCUGGGGCCGCAGGGCGCCCGGGGGCGGGGCAAGAAGCUGACGCUGGCCUGCCCCGGUCCCCUGGCCGAGAGCUCGGUCACGCUGUCGCCCGUGGACUCGCUGGACUCCCCGCGGCCCUUCGGUGGGCCCCCCGCGUCCCCUGGCGGCUUCUCCCUCGAGGGGCCCUACGCGGCUGCCACCGCCACGGCUGUGUCCCUGGCGCAGCUCGGUGGCGCGGGCCGGGCCGGUCUAGGGCGCCAGCCCCCCGGGGGCUGCGUGCUCAGCUUGGGUCUGCUGAACCCCGUGGCCGUUCCCCUCGACUGGGCCCGGCUGCCGCCACCUGCCCCGCCGGGCCCCUCGUUCCUGCUGCCGCUGGCGCCGGGACCCCAGCUGCUGAACCCCGGGACCCCCGUGUCGCCCCAGGAGCGGCCCCCACCGUACCUGGCGGCCCCGGGACACGGCGAGGAGUACCCGGCAGCCGGCGCCCACGGCAGCCCCCCCAAGGCCCGCUUCCUGAGGGUCCCCAGCGAGCACCCUUACCUGACCCCCUCCCCCGAGUCCCCCGAGCACUGGGCCAGCCCCUCGCCUCCCUCCCUCUCGGACUGGUCAGACUCCACGCCCAGCCCAGCCACUGCCACCGGGCCCGCGGCCACAGCCGCUGGGGCGCUGCCUGCCCAGCCGCUCCCCCUUUCCGUCCCAGGCCCGCUAGCUCAGGCCCAGACCCAGCUGGGGCCCCAGCCCGAAGUCACCCCCAAGAGGCAGGUGUUGGCCUGAGAGCUCUCCAGUUCCUGGGUCUUGGGGGGCUGAACAGACAUCCUGUCCUGAUUCUCUCUCUCCCCCCGCUUCCUUUGUAGACCUUUCCCUUCUCUUUUCUCUCCACCAGCCUCCUCGCACCGGUCCAACUCCCCCUCGAAGUGUGGCUGAGAUAGGUCCGCAGCCUCGGCUUUCAGUCCUGCUUUAUUUAUAGGGGGUGCGGGCUGACUCCCCUCCACCCCCUGGGUCUUGAGAUGAGCCUGGGGCCUCCUCCUGCACCCCCCCAUCCCCAUGCUUCCGUCCCUCCCCCCUCUCCUGCCUCCUCUGGUCUCUCUCCUUCCACUCCGACACGAGUGAAUUAUUAUUAUUUUUUUUUACAUUUUGUAUAGAAACAAAUUCAUUUAAACAAACUUAUUAUUAUUAUUAUUUUUUACAAAAUAUAUAUAUGGAGACGCUCCCUGCCCCUGCAAACCCCCCAGUGCCCCCGUGGGGCUGAGUCUGUGGGCCCAUUCGGCCAAGCUGGAUCCUGUGUACCGAGUACACAGGCAUGACCGGGAUCCUGUGUACCGAGUACACAACCCUGGUGUGUACCAAGUAGGCACCCUUGGGCGCACCCUCCGGGGCGGGGGGCGGGUGAGACUUGGGAGCCUGUUUCCUCCCCCACGUCCCUCACUUCACUGCAUUCCAGAUGGAACUUGUUCUAUAGCUUUGCUGGGGGGAGGGCUCUUCUGGCCCAGAGAGCCCGCCCCAGGUCCCCCCAACCCUAGAGCCGGGGCCAUCUCUCUUGGGGAGCUGGGUGGGGGUGGCUGGUGAGAACGUGAGGACCAGGGGAGAUGUGUGCAUGUCACUUUGCCUCCCUCUAAAUACGGGACUGCAGGAAGGGAAUGAGCUGCCUGGUGGCACCCCUCCCCUGGUACUCCCCCCCCCACCCCCCUGCCCAGCCCCGGGGGCAAAAUAGAAGUAUUUUUAGGCUAUUUUUGUAAUGUGGCUUCUGGUCACUAUCCCUGUGUAGCUAAAUUCCCUUGCAUUGUACAGCCCCCAGUCCCCUCACCACCUAAUAAAGGAAUAGUUAACACUCA
Molecule: messenger RNA, 8030 nt
Organism: Lynx canadensis (Canada lynx)
Lineage: Eukaryota; Metazoa; Chordata; Mammalia; Carnivora; Felidae
Gene: NOTCH3
Product: notch receptor 3
Biological process (GO): cell differentiation; Notch signaling pathway; regulation of DNA-templated transcription
Cellular component (GO): membrane
Molecular function (GO): calcium ion binding; protein binding; signaling receptor activity
Source: RefSeq, a predicted model, not a curated record